Messenger RNA from Bathycoccus prasinos, 1737 nucleotides. RefSeq lists its product as hypothetical. The transcript has a single exon. Gene Ontology annotation, molecular function: transmembrane transporter activity. Gene Ontology annotation, biological process: transmembrane transport. Bases 1 to 1737 code for a protein of 578 amino acids. Lineage: Eukaryota; Viridiplantae; Chlorophyta; Mamiellophyceae; Mamiellales; Bathycoccaceae. The record is from RefSeq and is a predicted model, not a curated record.
AUGGACGACGACGACGAGAAGAAGAAGAAGAAGAAGAAACAAAUAACGACGCUGGAUUGGACGACGGUGAUUGCCAUCCAAUCGUGCUCGUUGAUUUCCAUCAUGUCCUCCACGUUCAUCUUCUCGACUGGGAUAUUCAUGGUGAAGAAUUUCGACAGAAACAACGUUAAAGAAGACGAGGCGAAAGCGGCGUUGAGAUGCGGGUUAUUGAUUGCCUCGAAACCGUUUUUUAGCGCGAUGAGCAGUUAUAUGUGGGGGCGUUCGGGGGAUAGGAUUGGGUUCAAGUUUAAUAUUUUGGUGUCGGUGAUAUUCGUAGCCGCGAUUAACUUGGCGUUUGGUUUCGCCGAGACGUACACGCAAGCGGUUUGGGUGAGGAGUUUGAGCGGAUUUUUCGACGGGAUUGUCGUUUUAGUGAAACCGUCGUUAUCGUUGAUUUCGGAUAAGACGAAUGCGAACAGGGCGUUCGGUACGACGGGUCUGGCGUACGGGUUAGGAACAUCGAUCGCGCCGGCGAUUGCGAGUUUUUUAGCGUUUCCGUGCACUUCUUGGAAGAUGUACGAUACAAAAAACGAGGGCGGGAAAGAGUGUCCGGCGCUGUUCGAGAAGUACCCGUUCGUGUUAUCGUCGUCUUGGAUUACCAUCGUCGCCGUUCCCGCGUUCGUAUUUGCGCUCGUUUGUAUGAAGAUUGUGCCACCAACUAGAGCAGCAGCAGCAGUAGAGAAUAGCAGUAGAGAAGAUAUAGAGAAAGCGAACGGCUUUUCGAUAUCGUUCGAGAUGGUCGAGACGGGGAAAUUGAAUCAAAGCAUACCAGAGGUAGAAGAAGAAGAAGAAGAAGAAAAAGAAGAAGAAGAAUCGGAAUCAGAGUCUGGCGGGGAAAAUGACAAGUUAGUUUCGAUACCUCUCAUCGACGAUGAUUCCGAUGAUUUUGAUGAUUCCGCCGAACACGCGGUGGAAACAGUUAAGUUAAUUCAAGAGAAAGACUCGUCGUCGUCGUUUUCGGAGAUACCCAUGACGACUUCUACGACGACGACGACGGAUGCAUCGUCGUUUCCUUCUACGAAGACUGGACGAGACCGAACGAGCAUUUGGAUCCUAUUGAAAGACGAAGACAUUUAUCAAGCCAUUUCGCUACAGAUUAUGGUCACCAUGAAUGUUUUAACCGGGACUGAAAUCACUCCGAUUUGGCUCGCCACGUCUAUCGAAAACGGUGGAUUAGGAUGGAAGACGCAAGAUAUUGGCGUUUUCGGGACCGUCAUGGGAGUGACAAUCAUGUCCUUUCAAUUGUUCGCGUUCGUUAAAUUAACCGACAAAUACGGCAUCGUAAGACUCGUCACUUGGGCGCUCUUUCUCAGCGCCUUGGUGUAUCCGUGUCACUCCAUCGCCAACUCCAUCGCUCGCGUCUCCAAACCGGGCGCGUGGGCCAUGGUCGUUUCUUUGGGUAUGAUUCGAGGAUCUUUAGGUCCAAUCAUGAUGGGCGGCAUAUCCUUAAUCGUCAACAAUGCCGCGCCGAGAGAGUCUCUCGGCGUCGUGAACGGGUUUGCCGGCACUUUUAGCAACCUUUCCCGAGCGUUGGCCCCGUUAGUCGGCGGUUCUCUCAUCGCCGUCAUGGCGUCUUCGCCGAAAGAUGCGUUCAUGCGUAACUGGUAUCCGUUCUUAGGGUUAGGUUUCUUCUUCUUAGUUUUGGGUUGGUAUUCCAUGAGACUGAGUCGACGGUUGGACGUUCCCCGAAUGCAUUAA